Caenorhabditis sp. 36 PRJEB53466 is the source of this 2034-nucleotide messenger RNA. The record is from the annotation of a GenBank genome assembly. Lineage: Eukaryota; Metazoa; Nematoda; Chromadorea; Rhabditida; Rhabditidae.
AUGUAUACAAGUUGGAGUUGGAAGUUAUGGAGUACGCUCGGAGUAGCUUUGCGAAUACUUUUCAUUGACAUCCCCUCCGACAUUUACCGAUUCGUCAACCUUCGUCAGAAAGUGAGUAGGUUUCCAUUUUCCGAAACACAAAAGUCAUAGUUCACGCUGAAAUUUGUAUGUUUUAAUCUCAAUUUCACAGAACGUACAAGGCCAAACAGUGGUAAUUACGGGAGGUGGAUCUGGUCUGGGUCGAGCGAUGGCCUUGGAUUUUGCCAAGAGAAAAGCAAAAGUUGCCAUAAUUGAUGUGAACAAGGUUUCGUUUGGUUCCCAGCUUUCCAGGCUUCCACAAAGAUUCUCUAUUCAGGAAGGAGGGUUGGAAACGGUGAAACUUAUAGCGGCUGAGGGAAAUUUGGCAAAGUUCUGGUACUGUGAUAUCAGUAAUGUGGAGGAGAUGCAAAAAACUGCCAAGGAAAUUGAAGAUUUAUUUGGUAAAUUUAAAGGGGACAAAUGAAAACAAACGGAAGAUUUCAGGAGAUGCGGAUAUUGUCAUUUGCAAUGCUGCUAUCCUUUCCUUCACUUCGUUCAUGGAAAUUUCAAACGAACUCCUCAGAAAGUGUCUGGAUGUGAACAUUUUCGGCACCAUCAACGUAAGAUUUUCGGAUUUCAGAGGGACCCCAUAAAAUCUAAAUAUUCCCUCAUAUUUUCAGACAAUCCGGGCAUUCCUUCCUAAAAUGGAAGCUCGAAACGAUGGACACAUUGUUGCAGUUUGUUCAAUUGCUGGGUGGGCUGGAGAAACAAUGGGACUUUCCUAUUGGUACAAUAUUCUAGCAUAACUCUUCACAGUUUUGAAUAAUUUGGUUCAGCACAAGCAAAUUUGCCGUGAGAGGAGCCAUGGAAUCCCUACAAAUGGAGCUUAGAGAUCGAGGAUUGGAAGGCAUUAAGACGACAACGGUUAGUCCAGAAAUACUCCCAAAACUCCGUAGUUUUUCUCUUUUCCAGCUCUAUCCAUACUUUGCCCGCACGCCAAUGAUUCUGGAAAAUAAUAUGAGACCAACUUGUACAUGGUUCCCAUUCAUGAGCAUCAAAUCAUGUUCCCGCCGGAUGGUCGAUUCAAUUCUCAAAGAAAAAGUGCACGCUUUUGUUCCCUCUUACAUCACAUUGAUUCCAUUGGUGAAAAAGUGAGUGUCGCUGUUUUUUCUAGCCCGUUUUUCUCUGUCUUCAACUGUACGAUUUUCCUUUACCAAAGAGAGCCGCACGCACUUCUUCUCUGCAUCUCGCGCUCUCUCCGAAUACUUCCUUUAUCGAGGUCACCUAAAGUGUCGGGUAUUGAUUCAGGUAGUGCCCUCCCUCCCUUUUUCUUGCUUCCCGUUAUCGCCUGGAGAAUCGGGAAACUGUGUGCGUACGGACAGUUGGGUAGAAUGUACCCUAUUGUGUUCACGUGUUUUUCUUAAGUCUAGUCUAGUCAUCCAGUAAAUAUAUAAUACAAAUGUAAUUCUUUUCAGUUUCUGCUCACUGCAAGUGUGUCGAUCGCUUCGCAACUACCUGGGUGUCAAGUACUCCGCUUCGGAUCCGUCCUUGUGUAAAUUGAGACUCAUUGAAAUGUCAGAAUACUUCAAGACGCCGAGCAUUGUCUGGUGGCUCGUCAUCGUUCCAGCUCUUGCUAUAAACUAUGUAAGUUUUAAAGAUUUUUGAGUUAAACUUGAAUGUUUCGUUUCAGAUUGCUCAUGCCAAUCCGGAAGCAGCUCUCUCAAUCCCAGUGAUCGGAUCUCUGGUCCACAAUAUCGGAAUCAACUAUCCACUCUUCACACUUCUCACGAACAUCUUUGCUCUUGUCGCUCACGCCGGAGAAGCCUUGUACGCUCUGUAUCUGUGCCAUGAGGCCAAUAUCAGGUAAUUUUCCGUUUAACUCUUUCAAUCUAUGAUUUUCCCUUCUUUUUCAGCUUCGCUGCCACUGCAAAAUGGGUCGUCCAGACGUUCAUCCUCGGAUUCCCAUCGCUCUCCAUUCUCAGCCGAUUCGAGGCGAAACAACGGAAGAAUAAUUGA